Messenger RNA from Malassezia globosa CBS 7966, 1263 nucleotides. RefSeq lists its product as uncharacterized. The transcript has a single exon. The record is from RefSeq and is a predicted model, not a curated record. NCBI's taxonomy places the organism in Eukaryota, Fungi, Basidiomycota, Malasseziomycetes, Malasseziales, Malasseziaceae. Gene Ontology annotation, cellular component: dynactin complex. The coding region runs from base 1 to 1263 and encodes 420 amino acids.
AUGCUGCGCGGGCAUUCAGCAGGUAUUGCCGUGUGUGCAUGUGUACAACAGCUGUAUGGUGCACGGGUGCAUGAGUCACCUACAUGCAUACCCACGCAUCCGCUGACACAACUGUACUUUUGUGAAGAAUGCUAUGCUCUGAGAUGCAACGACUGCAUUGACUGGGAAAUCAGUAGUACGUACUGCCCCAGCUGUCUCUUUGAGGUCCCUGGCACAAGCGUUCGAGCACAAAAGUCGCAGUGUGCGCGGAACUGCUUUACAUGCCCUGUAUGCACGCACGUACUUUCAAUCGUAGGCUCGGAUCCACCACGGCGUGAAGCGCUCACGGCGCCGGAAGCAAGUUUGGGCAUAGCGCCAUUUUUUCUCAGCUGCUCAUGCUGCCGCUGGGACUCGAAACGGAUAGGUCUUGUUGCGGAGAAAGCGGCUGAUCUCAGUGCUGUCUUCCACAGCAUGGAGCAAAAUGCAUGGCCUAUGCAAGAGUACGAGCGCCUGAUCGAGCACAUGGCACCGGAAGUUCAGGCGAAUAUCUAUGAACGCACGCGCAAGACACGUUCUUCCAGGCGUUUCCGCCCAAACUUAGUUAGGCCACCGCCAUCGAACUAUCACGCAGACUAUGAGCCUACGCGAUCGCAGGCACUUACAAAAUAUGCGUCACGACUCUCGAGACAGUGUGGGUUGGUGCAGCGCGACAUGAUGCAAGUCUCGACUGUUCAGCAGCGAUGGACAAUGCCGUGCGAGCAGCCAUACCAAGUGACUGCACUGCAUCCUCGACGUGUGCGACUUCUAUGUAAGCUGAGCAAGAGAUGCAGUACCUGCCGGCAUAUCCUAGUGCGCCCGGAGCCGCGCACGAACUCCAAUGCGUACAAAAUCAAGCUCCUCGCUAGUCAGUUUCUUCCGUCGUGCACGGUGAUGCCGAGCGCUAACGGGCUGUGGACACUCACGCUUACGAACCCACUAAUGGAUGCUAUGGACAUUACGUUACGAUGUGUAGGAGCAGAGCUCUCAAUCCGGCACGUGCAGGUGCCGGCCUUCGUGGAUGCGUUCGAGAUGGACGAUGAUGACGUGGCGGCUCGGGGACUGGCGCCAGUAACGCCGAAUACGGGCUGGGAUGCAUUUGUGCAUGGCACGUAUGUGUAUCGUCACCACGCGGUGCUAAGUGUGCGAGUUCGAGCCGAUAUGCAAGUGCUACCAUUAGAGAUCCAGUGGAGCGUCGCAGAGACCAUGCGCUCUCAUACAUUCUGGUCGCUCGUUCCGUUGAGAUGA